Molecule: messenger RNA, 5074 nt
Organism: Mastomys coucha (southern multimammate mouse)
Lineage: Eukaryota; Metazoa; Chordata; Mammalia; Rodentia; Muridae
Gene: Ube3c
Product: ubiquitin protein ligase E3C
Exons: 23
Coding region: 318-3569 (1083 amino acids)
Biological process (GO): ubiquitin-dependent protein catabolic process; protein polyubiquitination
Molecular function (GO): ubiquitin protein ligase activity; protein binding
Source: RefSeq, a predicted model, not a curated record
ACCUGGCCGCGCACGUUCACGGAGCCGCGCGCGCAGUGCGGGCGGUCACCAUCUUGGUUCCGACAGCGGCGCGGUGCAGGCGCGAGUCGGGGAGCCCCUCGCUUGGCGGCGGCGCGCUGUGGAUGAAGCAGCGUGGACAGGACGGUCUCCAGCGCCGCCGCGCUCGCGCCCGCGUGCAGGGCGGAGAGCGCUGAGCCGCAGGCGGGGUGGUGCGGGACAGCGAGGCCGCGACCCUGCCGGGCCCCGCCCAGCCCGCUGGGCCCGCCCCCGGCCGCUCCGCCUUCAGCCGGGCCGCGCAGAUGGGAUAGGCGGCGAAGAUGUUCAGCUUCGAAGGCGACUUCAAGACAAGGCCCAAAGUGUCUCUCGGUGGCGCGAGCAGGAAGGAAGAAAAGGCUUCUCUUUUACAUCGCACUCAGGAAGAAAGACGCAAGAGAGAGGAAGAAAGGCGAAGAUUGAAAAAUGCAGUAAUAAUCCAGUCAUUUAUUCGAGGCUAUAGAGACAGGAAACAACAAUACUUCAUCCAAAGAAGUGCAUUCGACCAAUGCGCCGACUCGGCUCAGCCUGGUGGCACCUUUUGCCUUGCUGAUGGUCCCAACCUUACCCUCUUGGUAAGGCAGCUUCUGUUCUUUUACAAACAGAGUGAAGACUCCAAACGUUUGAUAUGGCUUUAUCAGAACUUAAUUAAACACUGCUCUCUGUUUGUUAAGCAAUUGAAUGGAUCAGAGAGACUGACAUGCUUAUUUCAAAUAAAGAGGUUGAUGAGCCUCUGUUGCAGGUUGCUGCAAAACUGUAGUGAUGACAGUUUGAAUGUUGCACUUCCAAUGCGAAUGCUUGAGGUGUUUUCAUCUGAGAAUACAUACUUGCCUGUUUUACAAGAUUCUAGCUAUGUGGUGUCUGUGAUUGAACAAAUUUUGCACUACAUGGUUCACAGUGGAUAUUAUAGAUCUCUCUACUUGUUGAUUAAUAGCAAGCUUCCAUCAAGUAUUGAAUAUUCUGAUUUAUCUCGAGUACCUAUAGCAAAAAUUUUGCUGGAGAAUAUCCUAAAACCAUUGCACUUUACGUACAGCUCCUGUCCUGAAGGUGCAAGGCAUCAAGUUUUCUCAGCCUUCACAGAGGAGUUUCUGGGAGCACCUUUUACCGAUCAAAUUUUUCAUUUCGUCAUUCCGGCCUUUGCAGAUGUACAAACUGUGUUCCCUUAUGAGCCCUUCCUCAAUGCAUUAUUGUUACUUGAGAGUCAAAGUUCAAAACGGAGUAGUGGAAUACCUUGGCUCUUCUAUUUUGUUUUAACUGUUGGCGAGAAUUAUUUAGGAGCACUCUCUGAGGAUGGUCUACUGGUUUAUCUGCGAGUGCUUCAGACCUUCCUCUCUCAGCUACCUGCUUCACCUACCGGGGCAGGCCGGCCUGAUUCCACCAGUGACUCUGAGGACGAUAAUGAGGAGACUGACCAACCCACCAGCCCUGAGGAUGGCAGGGUGUCAGCCCCAUACAUUACUGAAGAGUGUCUGAGAAAACUAGAUACGAAGCAGCAGACCAAUACCCUGCUGAACCUGGUGUGGAGGGACUCGGCCAGUGAGGAGGUCUUCACAAGGAUGGCUUCUAUCUGCCACACAUUGAUGGUGCAGCACCGAAUGAUGGUGCCCAAAGUCAGGCUUCUCUACAGUUUAGCCUUCAAUGCCAGGUUUUUGAGGCACCUUUGGUUUCUCAUCUCUUCGAUGACUACACAGAUGAUCACAGGGUCUAUGGUGCCAUUGCUUCAGGUGAUAUCAAGGGGUUCACCCAUGUCUUUUGAAGAUUCUAGUCGAAUCAUCCCACUCUUUUACCUCUUCAGCUCCUUGUUCAGUCAUUCACUAAUUUCCAUACAUGACAACGAAUUUUUUGGUGACCCUAUAGAAGUUGUAGGUCAGAGACAAUCAUCCAUGAUGCCUUUCACUCUGGAGGAGUUAAUCCUGUUAUCACGAUGCCUUCGAGAUGCCUGCUUGGGCAUCAUCAAGCUAGCAUAUCCGGAAACAAAGCCAGAAGUUCGGGAAGAAUAUGUCACCGCAUUUCAGAGUAUUGGGGUCACUACUAAUUCUGAGAUGCAGCAGUGCAUACAAAUGGAACAGAAGCGAUGGGUUCAGUUGUUCAAGGUUAUCACCAACCUAGUGAAAAUGCUGAAGUCUAGAGACACGAGGAGAAAUUUCUGUCCUCCAAACCACUGGCUGUCGGAACAAGAGGAUAUCAAAGCAGAUAAAGUUACUCAGCUCUACGUACCUGCAUCUAGACAUGUGUGGCGAUUCCGGAGGAUGGGCAGGAUUGGCCCGCUGCAGUCCACCCUGGAGGUGGGUCUGGAGUCCCCGCCCCUGUCAGUGUCUGAGGAACGGCAGCUUGCCAUCCUGACAGAACUGCCUUUUGUGGUUCCAUUUGAAGAGCGAGUGAAGAUCUUUCAAAGGUUGAUUUAUGCUGAUAAACAAGAAGUUCAAGGAGAUGGUCCAUUUCUGGAUGGAAUCAAUGUUACUAUAAGGAGAAAUUAUAUUUAUGAAGAUGCAUAUGACAAACUUUCUCCAGAAAAUGAACCUGAUUUGAAAAAACGGAUCCGGGUGCACUUGCUCAAUGCCCAUGGCCUGGAUGAAGCUGGCAUUGAUGGUGGUGGUAUUUUCAGAGAGUUUUUAAAUGAACUACUGAAAUCUGGAUUUAACCCCAACCAGGGGUUUUUUAAGACUACUAAUGAAGGGCUUCUAUACCCCAACCCAGCUGCUCAGAUGCUUGUGGGAGAUUCUUUUGCAAGGCAUUACUACUUCCUAGGCAGAAUGCUUGGAAAGGCUCUGUAUGAAAACAUGUUGGUGGAGCUACCCUUUGCUGGCUUUUUCCUGUCCAAGCUACUGGGAACCAGUGCAGAUGUGGACAUCCACCAUCUUGCCUCAUUGGACCCCGAAGUCUACAGGAACCUGCUUUUCCUCAAGAGCUAUGAGGAGGAUGUGGAGGAGCUGGGACUGAACUUUACUGUGGUGAACAAUGACCUGGGAGAAGCCCAGGUGGUUGAACUAAAAUUUGGUGGGAAAGACAUCCCAGUAACUGGGGCCAACCGAAUUGCUUACAUCCACCUGGUGGCUGACUACCGGCUGAACAAGCAGAUCCGACCGCACUGCCUAGCUUUCCGCCAGGGCCUGGCCAAUGUUGUGAGCCUAGAGUGGCUCCGCAUGUUUGACCAACAGGAAAUUCAGGUAUUAAUUUCUGGUGCACAAGUUCCUGUAAGUCUGGAGGACCUAAAAUCCUUUACAAACUAUUCAGGGGGCUAUUCUGCUGAUCAUCCUGUCAUUAAAAUCUUUUGGAGAGUUGUAGAAGGUUUCACUGAUGAAGAAAAGCGCAAGUUGCUCAAGUUUGUAACAAGUUGCUCUCGACCCCCUCUCCUGGGUUUCAAGGAGCUAUACCCUGCAUUUUGCAUUCACAAUGGAGGCUCUGACCUUGAGCGGCUACCUACAGCCAGCACCUGCAUGAACCUGCUGAAACUCCCAGAGUUUUAUGAUGAAGCCCUGCUGCGAAGCAAGCUGCUGUAUGCCAUCGAGUGUGCUGCUGGCUUUGAGCUGAGUUGAAUUGAGGCCAGAGAACUUGAUCUGACCCAAAGGCAGCCAGCACCUACCAGACCCAAGAGAGCACUCAGGCAGGACCCUUGGCUCUCCUCAGGCCUUCUAUCUGGCAUCUCUCCCUUUCUGAUUUUUUUUAGAUGAUUUUAUUGUGACAGUCACAUAUAUAGAUGGACAUUGCUUUUCACAUAACCUAGCUAUUGUUAUGUGCUAUGUGGCUGGUUUAGUAAUUUUUGCCAAGAAGAGCACAGGUUUUAGAAUAGUGGCAACUCAGUGAAAUUAACCAAAGAUGAAGCUUUGGCCUUGCUGACCCAGUUUAUAUCCCUUCCUGGGUCAGGCACCAGUAUCUGCAGACAGAAUCUAGGGCUGAUACACAGAGCCGCAAGCCACUGCUUCUCAUGUGGUUGAUUGUUUACAAGCCUAAUUGUAAAAACUGAAGGCAUUUUUCCUGUUGCCUUUUCCCAAAGUGGUUAGGUUUGGAAAAUGGAUAACGCUAGUAUUAUUUUAUUUGUGCUUUUUAAGCCAUGUCCCCCAGGUGGGAAUCGCAUGCUUGUCUUCAGACUCCUACUGACCUGCAUCAUGAGGUUUGGACAUGACUGUGUGGGUGUUAGGUGACUGCUACCCUCAUUGCUCUUUGCCUUUCUCUGCUUCAUGCCUGGAAAGCUUUCCAGGAGGUGGACGAGGAGGGUCCCUGUACUUCCUGAGGUACUGUGUCAUCUGCAGUGAGUUGGCAACUGGGGGGUAUGGGCAUUGCAGCUUUUAUUAAAGUCAUUUGAACCAAAGUGGUGGGCUACGUCUCUCCAUGAUCCACAUGCCCUCCUGGCCUGGCAGUACUGCCCAUCAUCUUGCACAUCUUGGGGGUACUUAUCCAGGCCUCGGCACCUUUGCUUUCUGCAGCUGUUUUGAUAAGAAGGCAGCAUCCCUGGCAUCUGUCAGGGAAGAGCAUCGGGCCAGGUGAUUCUCACUUAGGCACUUUAUCAGAGUCAAACUUGUCGCCAGUUGACCUCAGCCUCUGCAAACGAAGCAGGGAAGGAAGCAUCUGAGAGGCUAGCAUGCCAGGAUCACCAUGAAGCUGGUGAGGACUCCAGACUCUGCUUCUCGCCCACGGCCAGCAUCUUUGUGCCUGGAGGCUCUUUGUGCUGUUGGAGUUAGGUGACGAGAAUUAGCAAUAUACUAUUAAAUGUGGGAAAACUGAAUGACACUUUUAAGACAAUGACAAUUAUCACAUAAGAUGUAUAAUUUCUUAAUUUGAAUAAUAAAGUAUUUAAAUGCUAUUUGUAGUCUUGAUACAUAGGAAGAAAUAGCAUUUAUCCUUGAUUUUGUUUUUUGAUUGUUUGGGGAUGUUUAUAUUGAAUGUCCUACAUCUUUUUAUUAGUUAAUUUGUGUAUUAGUAUUUUAGAAUUGAAGUAUCUGAGACUGGAGAUAAAUUGGCAGUUUGUGUUUUUUUCUGUUGGCUCUUCUGAGCUUAUUUAUUUGUACGUCCUAAUGGGUGAAUAUUUACAUUAAAUCUUUUC